UUACCAAAAGUUCGCUACGAGUCGCUGCACACAAGACUGCGCAUGUCCGUAGCCUGUCGUUACGACGCCAUUUUUCGAGGCAACCAAAUACCACUGGCCAGAAUAACAUUGUAACGGGAAGGACUAGAAGAUUGGAAUAACGGACUGAAUUCUGCGGUUUUGCUCGACAUAUCGAUACGUACCGGCCAAAGUCUAUUCGCUGAUGCUGUAGGGGAUAUUAUGAAGGAGAUGACAUGAAUUUCGGUGGGAACCUUGCAGUGCAGAUCCAUGAUGGAAAGCCGGGCAUAUUCCCAGUCAGAGGGCAACCCCAACCAAAGAAGAAAAAGAAGGACAUCUACCUGUCAAAGCAAAACAAACAUCCUCUGAGAAGACCAGCUCAGGAGGAACCAGCCAAUGAGAACAAGGAUGGAGGACCAACAUCCAAUCAGAAUCAAGCAAAGAAAACCAAACCAGCCAAUAGAAAGCCUCCUCCCAAUCCAAGGACCAAGAGGGGGAAGGAUGAUGGGAAGGGAACAAAGAAUGAUGGGAAGGCCGGAGAAGGGACUGUGACUCUGACACAACAGCAGCUGAAUGCGAUAUUGGCUUCCAUAGGCAAGGCAACAGACACAAGUAGUGCUGUCAAUGUUCAAAUCGAAAACAAUGAGGUCAAAAUUGUAUCCAAUGAAAAUGGACCACAAACGAGCGGUGAGACGUCAGGCCCAACAGACGGUUCCGGAGACGCUGGCCAGGCGGUCAGUGGUCAGUCUGACCCUCUUGUGGACCCGGCCCCUGCCCAGCCAGCUGAGACGGAGACCACCACCCCUGGGGAAGAGACUUUACAGGGUCAGGAACAACCCAAAACUGAACCUACACAACAACAACAACCAGAUAACACACACAGUACUAAACAGCAGUCCAGCUAUGGAGGCCUGUUGUCUACUAUUGGUAAGGAGGAGGAGGACAAGAGAACAGCAGCUGAGUCCAGGAAGGCUCAACUCAGGAGAGAGUUAGAGGAGCAGAUAGCAGAUAAGAAGCGUAGGGACCAACAGGCGCGGGACCGGUCAGCAGUGGAGCGGGCACGACCGGUGGAGGACUACGUUCCGUGGGGACGUCCCGGGGCGGGCGCGCCACUACGGUCGCAGUCAGGGAAGGUUGUUGCGGAGUACGGGGACACCAGAAGGUCCCUACAGCAGAAAACCUCUCCCAGGGCAGCUGACGACACAGCAGCUGUGCAGCAGACAGUAGCGAGACAGCAGCCACAGCCCAACCACACACAGUCACCAGGCCAGUCUGAACCGGCUCCAACCAGUCAGGCCCACCUGGCUGUCUCCACUGUGCCACCUCCACAUGCCAUGAGGAGCUCUUUCACUAUAGGGGGUACAGCCCCUGGUGAUGACCAGUAUGUCACAACAGAUCAAGAUGAGAAGAAGAGAUGGCUACAGGAACUAGAAAAACAGAGAGAAGAAGCCAGACAGAGGAAACAGAGGGAAAGGCAGAGGGACAAAGAGGGAGGGGGUAUGGAUGCGUGGACUCGUCACUUCGAUACGUACCACCCCACGGCAAGAGAACCCCCCACGGCCAGGGGAGCCGACGCCCCGCCCCCUGUCCCAGAGCCCCGCCCCCAGCCGGCCCAGUCCCCCACCCCUGGGGCACAAGACGCUGUGGUACAGGAGACCGACCAGCAUACCACUCCGCGGACUUCCUUAGAGAGAAGAAACUUUUUGCGGACGGGUGCAGCCCUGAAGGACCCCGCCCAGCUGGAGGAACUGGAGAGAAGACGGCUGAAAGACCUGGAACAUAAGAGAGCAAUCCAGGAACAGGUGGAGGAACGACAGCGGGUGAAGCGGGAAGAGCGCGAGCGUCGGGCGCGGGAGGAGGCGGAGGAGGAGCAGCGACUGGCGAGGGAGCGACAGACGCUACAGGACCAGUUCGACCGAGAACUACAGGAGCAGAGGAGGAAGGAGGAGCUUCUGAACCAGAAGACAAAGCUACUGUUUGAGUCCAUGCAGCAGGCUGAACAACAGGCACUUCAGGAGAAGCGACAGCAGCGGAUGAGACACCUGGAGAGGCACGGCCACGACGUCACCAACCUCCGCCACACCUUCGAGUCCACGGAGCCCCAGCUGUCCUACCGGUCCUCCCACCCAGGGGAGGUCCCCCCGCUCCAGGGGCUGUCCCCCAGGGAGCAGUUUGGAGUCAUCCACUCUCGCAGAGACCCUCCCCCUCACCCCGGGGCUUCCUACCACUCCCCCAGGGAAGCAGACCAACCGACCGUUUCUUACAUCUCGUCUCCGAGAAGAGAAACAGCUGUGCAGACAGAUCCCUUCCGUCUGCCAGAUGAAGUCCCAGUCACCAUGCCUGAGGAGGGUGACAGCAGUAGUGUGGAGAUAGAGUACAGGGACAGCAGAGAACAGCAGAGGAGCAGGCAGAACAGGGAUGCCGCCAAACGUGGCAAGAAGGAGGCCAGCAACAGGAGAGCCGCUGCCACAGACAGCGAGAAAGAGAACAGCAGAACAAAGAGAAAAGCCGAGAAACCAGCAGAAAAACCCAGGUGGGGAGCCAGCAACUCCAAAGUGCAGGGGAAGAAAUUUGUGAAAGCAUCAGAAAGAUAUCCUAAUAAACUGAAGAAAAAGAGGGAAGAAAACCUCAUCAAGAGGGAGAGAGAGUUAAAGAAACAGAUGGAGGCAAACUCCAAGGAGAGGCUGCGACAGAGGAUGGUCGAACAGAGGUCGUCGCCAGAGGUCACCGGUCGAAAGUCGCCGCCUGUACCAACUCUGGCAGCGAAAAACAAAAACAAAGACGAUGAUGACUUGUAUGCGCCGUACGAAAGGACUAGUCGGAAGCCAAAGCGACAGGAGGCAGUGAGAGUGGCACAGGAAUUCAGGUCAGACUCUCCUCCUGUUCCUGCACUCAGAAAGAAGGCGGAGGGGGAUGGAAAGGAACCAUCCUUCCCUCCCCAACAGAGGGGUGAAGUGGACCGGCCCAAUGUCAGAGGGCAAAGGGCGUGGGACGGAGGGGAACCUGGUCAGUACGACUACGACUCGGCGCCCAGGGCCAACUCACCCCCCGUCCCGGCCCUCAGGAGCAAAACAAAGCAGCCAGGUCCUGACAGGGAAAGAAACCCCCGCCAGAGCCCAGAGAGGAGCAGAAACCCCAUUCGGAGCCCAAGCAAAAGCCCUGACAGGAAGCCCAAAGUACGGCAGAAGUCUCCUGAAAGAUAUGGAACGUUAAACGACCAUCCUCACUCCCCCCUGCGUGAUGGAGAUUUCAUUCCGUUCCGGCGGACAGACGACGGCGUACUGGAUCCGCAGGAGCCCAUGUCCCUACCGGAGACCCGGGAGGCCCCGCGGUUACGCAGGCGCGCCAGCACGGACCACAGUCCUCACAGGGGAGGGGGGGAACAGGUGCCAGACAACAUGAGGUCUGCAAGUGCUGGACAGACUAAGGACCCUCUACUGAACCCAGGGAUGGUGAAAAAUCCCCAGAGACAAGAACAGAUCCUCAAGCAGCUGAAGAGUCUCAGGGAGGGUCUACUGAUGAGGCAGAGGGAGAUCGAGUCCUGCAUGUCUCCUCCUAUAACAGCCUUCCAGCCUGACUUACAGAACCCACAACACGGACCACAGUAGAACUACUACAUGUAGAACAGUACCAGACCACUAGUUUUCGAUAGACCAUACAA
Branchiostoma belcheri (Belcher's lancelet) is the source of this 3658-nucleotide messenger RNA. Its product is annotated as trichohyalin-like. NCBI's taxonomy places the organism in Eukaryota, Metazoa, Chordata, Leptocardii, Amphioxiformes, Branchiostomatidae. The record is from RefSeq and is a predicted model, not a curated record. Gene Ontology annotation, cellular component: microtubule; cilium. Gene Ontology annotation, molecular function: microtubule binding. The transcript is spliced from 20 exons. The coding region runs from base 234 to 3605 and encodes 1123 amino acids. Gene Ontology annotation, biological process: cilium assembly.